UGGACUUUAGCUUCACACAGCUCAGUCUACAGUACAUUCAGCGACAGUUUACUCUCCGUUUACUGAACUUCACACUAAUGUAUGGAUUUAUCUUAAAACACAGAAAGAAGAAAGAAAACCAGAACAAGAAUCCAGAAAGAAAACCAAAGCAUAUUAUUGAAAAAAAAACAAAAGAAAAAAAAAAUGCAAUGAUGUAAUAAAGCGUGGAUAGGAAAAGCGUUGAGAAAGUGGUCCUGAUAAGAUGCCGAGAAAGCCAACAUAUAUAUUUUUCUUCAUUACAUUGUUUUCCUGUUUUCUUUUGGGAAUUAUCAUCACAAUCACCAUAAAGUUUCCCUACUUGCUCAUUCCUGGUACUGAAGUGAAAAAUCUCAAUGAAAUAUUGAACGCUCAAAAUCACCGUAAACACAUCUUAAAGACAGAAUGUGCACAACAUAACCUUAGUAAACCACUGUAUAAGAUCAAGGCUGCUGUUGCCAAACAGCUGUAUGUGGAAGAACACCAUAAGCUAAUAUAUUGUGAGGUGCCAAAAGUAGGCUGUUCCAACUGGAAGAGGAUUCUGUUUCUUCUAAAUAUAAACCUCAACGUAGAUGCAGAGUAUAUUGACCAUGAAGCAGUCCAUGAAAAUGCACUGUUUAAGAGACUGAUUGACUACCCCCCUGAUCAGCAAAGCAUACUGCUUGAAACAUAUACUAAAGUGUUGUUUACUCGCGAUCCGCUACAAAGACUCGUUUCAGCCUAUAGAGAUAAAUUUCUUCAUUAUGGUGGAUACUACUAUGGAACACAAAUUGCCAACGUCAUCAAAUCACAGUACAGAAAAAACAAUAAGUCAUCAGAAUCUGUAUCUUUCCAGGAGUUUGUUAAUUUUAUCAUUGAUCGGAACGCAGAAAAACUAGAUACACAUUGGAGACCUAUGCACUAUCUUUGUGAUCCGUGCAACGUCAAUUACAGCAUACUAGGCAAGUUUGAAACACUGAAAGUGGAUUCUGACUAUGUUCUGAAAGUAGUUGGUGCACCACCAUUCCUCAAAUACCCAGACAUCAAGAAGUACAAUGAAUCAAGAACAGAUUCUAAGAUAAGUGCUAAAUAUUUUGCCCAGCUACCCGGCAGUUUACUACAGAAGUUGCUGAAGAUAUAUAAACUGGAUUUCACGCUUUUUGGAUAUAGAUAAAUACUGUAGCUGGUUGCUAAGAGGAAAGAAUUAUAACGGGGCAUCUAUAGUGUACUGAAUUUUAGGACAGUUUUAAUACUUACGAUUAGAUUGCUAUUGUCAUUGUACAUACUUGUGGAUUGAUUCACCCACAAAUCCAUAAUGGUUUAACCAAGGCACAUAGGGUCUAUUCUUAAAGCAGUGAAAAGUGUAUAGAAGUGAGCCAGUGGAGAUGUUGACCAUAGCAACCAAUCAGUGUUGAGGUAACAUUUAUAGAAUGCAUUCUAUAUAAUUAUACGAAGCAGCUGAUUGGUUGCCAUGGGCAACUUCUCCACUGGCUCACUUCUCUACACUUUUCACUGGUUCAUAAAUAGACCCCAUAAUCUCUCCUACUAUCAGUUUUAUCCAUGAUUCUUAUUUGAUGAAGAAAAAUUAUGGAACAAACUGUUUAUACUUUUUCUUAUUGAUUAUAUAUAAGAGUUACUACACAGACCGCCAAAUAAAGCAUGCGGUACUGAUAUAUUAUUAGAAUGAAUGCUAUUAUAUGAAAGAUCAAUAUACAGUACAUAAUAUAAACCAAUGGGCAAAAACAGUGAAAACAAAGAAUGCAUACUGAGGGAGGUAGUGAUGAGGAGGGGACUUGAUCAAAAUCACAGAAGAAUAUAACAUCAAAUUAAGGUGAUGAGCCCAUAAAUUCUCAGAAUUUAUCGUUCCCUAAAUGCCAUUCAAGAAAGUCAUUCUUCUGUCAACGUGAGCAGACUAAAGGUGCGUACGCACUAGGACGAUAUCGACACAAUGGCCCCAUUCUGCUGGCAUAGUCAACUUUGUAUGCACUUGCCGAUGCUGGCACCCCCGCUGGGUCCCGUCACUAAUGACAUCUCAUCGUUUGCGAGUUGUCUAGUGUGUACCCACCAUAACUCCCAAAUUGAAACAAAAUAUUAUAUAGUAUGUGCAUAGACCUGCUUGACUAUAACAUGGUUGUGGUUGGUUGGUUGGUUGGUUGGUUGGUUGGUUGGUUGGUUGGUUGGACCAUGGAGACAGUGUAAGGACUAAUCCGGGUGAUUUGGAAGUGAUUGAUCGACAAGAAAAGUGUUAUACUGAAAGGACAGGAAGCCUAAGGGUUAUUUAUAAACUGUGUUUGCCAUUUGUUUAUAUUAUCGGCGGUAUGUAAUGUGGGCCAAGUGAAAGUCCAUGCGUUGUAAGUGAUUGCCCCUCAAAUAAGUGGAGCUAAUAAUCCAAAUGGAGCUCACUGUGCAUGUGAUUAGCCAAACAAAAAAAAAUGCUCAGAAGAUUAAAUCAGGGGCCUUUGGAGAGGAUGGACCAUUACUGAAUGGGACCUUUUCACAUCCGGGCCUAAUGCUGUUAGAUUUAUUGAGUAAUUACUCUAUUGUCUCUGUUUUGUGGUAAGGAAAUUAGACUGUAAACUCCACUAUGCCAUACACCAGACCAACUUUUAUCCUACUGUCCAACUAGUUGGUUGGUUGGAAUGAAAAUCUGUUAAUGGAUGGGAGCAAAUGACAUUCAGCAAAAUGCGUUGGGUGUUUGAAAUCUGUGUCCACAUUACUGUUCUGUCUAGGAUGUACAAAAAGUGGCAACGGCCCAUCAAGCAGAAAAAUCUCCGGCUAUUUGGUGCACAUAUAUUAAUUGUGAUUUGUACUGUAAAAAGGUUUUAUAUGGAACUAUUGUUUUAAUAAAUUUGGUAAUAUUUUUA
Pseudophryne corroboree (corroboree frog) is the source of this 2858-nucleotide messenger RNA. RefSeq names its product carbohydrate sulfotransferase 8-like. The record is from RefSeq and is a predicted model, not a curated record. Gene Ontology annotation, molecular function: sulfotransferase activity. NCBI's taxonomy places the organism in Eukaryota, Metazoa, Chordata, Amphibia, Anura, Myobatrachidae. Gene Ontology annotation, cellular component: membrane. Gene Ontology annotation, biological process: proteoglycan biosynthetic process; carbohydrate biosynthetic process. Bases 242 to 1168 code for a protein of 308 amino acids. The transcript is spliced from 3 exons.